Messenger RNA from Sphaeramia orbicularis (orbiculate cardinalfish), 3934 nucleotides. RefSeq names its product POC1 centriolar protein B (gene poc1b). Gene Ontology annotation, cellular component: centriole; ciliary basal body. The record is from RefSeq and is a predicted model, not a curated record. Gene Ontology annotation, biological process: cilium assembly. Gene Ontology annotation, molecular function: protein binding. The transcript has 12 exons. NCBI's taxonomy places the organism in Eukaryota, Metazoa, Chordata, Actinopteri, Kurtiformes, Apogonidae. The coding region runs from base 317 to 1822 and encodes 501 amino acids.
CGAUGGUUUUCAUGUAACAUUAAAUGCUGCAUACUCGCUUCACUUCCACAAGAUCAAGCAAAAAAAAAAAAAAAAAAAAAAUACACCGGGCAGGCACUGCUAAUGCAAGGAGGAACACACUCUGAGCAGUUUAGAGUAACAACAAUACCGGAGAGACCAUUAAAGACUGAGAAAAGAGUAGGUUUCCGUGUUAUCGGAGCUCGAUAGCUCGGGUCUGGAAACACUGAAGGCGGACUGUUUGACAAUCAUGGAGGUCCGGAGAAGAGGAGUGGUCCAACUUUGACAACAUUAGGUUUUUUUGAAGUAGCACCGCAUCAUGGCUUCUGUUCUGGAGGAUCCGACCCUGGAGAGGCACUUCAAGGGACAUAAAGAUGCUGUGACUUGUGCAGACUUCAACCCAAACCGCAAACAGCUGGCCUCAGGUUCAGCAGAUAAAACCCUGAUGAUAUGGAAUCUGGCACCGAAAGCAAGGGCUUACCGCUUUGUUGGCCACCAAGAUGUCAUCACCGGGGUGCAGUUCUCCCCCUCUGGUAACCUGGUGGCCACUUCGUCCAAGGACCGAACAGUGCGUCUGUGGACUCCAUCCAUGAAAGGAGAGUCAACGGUUUUUAAAGUGCACACGGCAGCCGUCCGCAGUGUUUCUUUUUCCCACGAUGGCCAGAGGCUGCUGACGGCAUCCGAUGACAAGUCAGUCAAAGUGUGGAGUGUUCACCGCCAGUGCUUCAUCUAUUCUCUGAACCAGCACACCAACUGGGUCCGCUGUGCCAGAUUUUCUCCAGAUGGGCGGCUCAUAGCGUCUGGUGGAGAUGACCGCUCUGUGCGUCUGUGGGACACCUCCACCCGACAGUGCAUCAACUGUUUCACUGAAUAUGGAGGAUCGGUAUCGUUUGUUGAUUUCAACUCGAGUGGCACUUGCAUUGCCUCCUCGGGCUCUGACGGGUCUCUUAAAAUCUGGGAUCUACGGACGAACAAGCUCAUUCAGCAUUAUCAAGUUCACACUGGGGGAAUCAACAGCUUUUCCUUCCAUCCAUCAAACAACUACCUUAUCAGUGGCUCCAGUGACAGCACAGUUAAGAUCGUGGACCUGGUAGAAGGACGCCUCAUCUACACCCUCCACGGACACAAGGGGGCUGUGCUAACUGUGAAGUUUUCUAGGACUGGAGAUCUGUUUGCCUCCGGGGCAACAGAUGGUCAGGUGCUGAUGUGGAAGACGAAUUUUGACUCCAGAUCGUACCAGGAAGUCCUACAACAACACAGCCGGAGGUCAACCCCUGAUCCUCCUCCCCACCUGACCGACGUCUAUCCCCGAGUGCCCCACCUCCACACCCCACAGCCCACUGCUAUCCAGAUCAGUCCAACAGUUGCUGAUACUCAGUCCACUGACCCACGUGUCAUUGAGUUGGGCCAAGGAGUUUACAACACACUGCUCUUAAAUGGUCGGACGCACUCGACACCCACAUGGACUGCUGCUAAGAGUCAGCACUCCAACGGUCCAUGGGUGCAUCACAUCAGCAGCUCCAGAGCAGAGGGGUGGACGGGGGGUGAAUCUAUGGUUGGGGGAGGAAGAGGAGGGAGGCAGGAAGAGGAGGAGGAAGAGGAGAAAGGAUGCUCCGGUUAUCCGGCGGCUCUAGACUCCACCCUGCGGCACAUUGUCCAGCAGCUGGAUAUCCUCACACAGACGGUAUCGGUGCUGGAGGAGCGUCUCACUCUGACUGAGGACAAGCUGAAGGAAUGUCUCAACCAGUCGCAGAUCCUCAGAGAUGUGCGAGCAUCGAGAGACAGGCAGAGGAUGGAGAGUGAGCGGGUGGACGGGUUCACCUGAACACGACGCUUAUUUGGAUCAGACCCUCAGCUUUACUGCCAACACUGAUGACGAAGUACAUGCGUUGUGUUUGUGUUAACCCUUUUGUGCACAAUGAGCUUUUAUCGCAAUGAAUGGAUUUCAACUUUUCCACAAUUCUUUUUUUUUAUGACAGAUUCUUUUUUUUUCCCUUUCUUGCUCGUUGAGUAAAAUUCUGUUUUGUACUGUUAACCUAUGAAUGAUAUGGUCCAACAGUGUCCUGUUUUUGUUUUAUAUAUAUUCGGGUUUAUCAUGAAAUUAAUUCUGUCAUUAUUUAAGCUUCAAGGUAUUCAUGAAGAUUAAAGGUUAAAGGUUUACUCACUUUAUCAUACCAGUAUGGAAAUUCAGUCUCUGCAUUUUACCCAUCCUAAUCAAAUCAAUCAAUCAAAUGUUAUUUAUAUAACGUCACAUCAUAACAAAUGUUAUCUCAUGACACUUCACAUUUAGAGCUGGUCUAAACCAGACUCUCUAAUACACACACAAUAUUAGCAUUCACAUUAGUAUUUGUAAUAGUGCUAGUAUUAGUACUGGCAUUAGUAUUAGUAUUAGUAUUAGUAUUAGUAUUAGUAUUAGCUCAGGGACCAACUCCAGAUCUUCAUCAGCACUUUGCUCAAGGGCACUGACAGGAGAACUAACCUGCGUAUAGCUGUUUUUGAUAACAUGGUAAACUAGAAGAAAACAUUUAUCAAAAAUUGUUGUUUUCAUCAAAUUAUUGUUGAUAGAUUUCUCUUUAUCUUUCAAUGUUUUAACAAAUAAAUCCAAAUUACUGUUAAAAUAAUCAUUUAAAUUUGUAAUUAUUAAUAUAGUGUUUCUCCCAGCACAAAACUUCACACAUGCAUAACCCACAAUAAUAUAACCCUUGGAAAUCUGGCGAUUUGGAACUUAACCCCCCCCAUCUGUAUCGAAUGUGACAUAUUCACAUACAAUGAAGCUUACAUUGUUGGGGGCUGACAGCAAGGGUAUAUCCCUGAAAUCCCCUCAGUCUUUGAACAUUUGUGAGAUGAUCAAUAUGAACCAAAUUUUGUCUCAAACGGCCUAUUUUUGCUUGAUUUAUGCCCAAAAAACUGAUUUUGAACUAAAGCGCCCCCAUUUAGAUGACUUGUAAUACUCAUAGAGAAGCUGAACUCGAUAGGGUUCUUCCACUAGGGGUCCCCUAUGUUGGUUAUCAAGAAGAAGAAAUCCAACCAAAUCUGUCCUAGUUAUCGCGUUCUUCUUUGCUACAUUGUGAUGCAAGCCUGCAGAAUUUCCACCCAAAAAAGUGUGAAAAGUGAUUUAUUAUCACCAGUGCAGCCUCUGUCAUCCUCCAUCAGGAAUUAAAGUGAAUAAAUGCAUGGAGGAAACAAAAAGUGUUGCAUAUCCCACCAAAUUUCAGAGAUGUCAUUUUUCAGGGCUCUAAUAUUAUCACAGGACCUCUCUGUUUGCUGGCAUAGGGUGGGUCAUUUGCAGUGGAAUUUGCAGUAGUACUUUACAAAUCACAGAAAGUGGCUGAUUCUAGUCCUGUGCAAAGAGGACUUGUAUCAUACAUACAUACAGAAACACAGAGAGGGAAUACGAGUCAUUUUUGACCUGUGUUUUGCAUUGGAAGGGGCUCACGCAACCUGUGUAUCAAAGGGUUAAACGUCCACCUCUGCGGUCCUUCUCAAGGGUCAGUGGCUUCAUCAGGAUUGGUCAAAGUGGGUUUGUGUGUGCGUCUGGAAAACCAACAUAUUUCCUCCAUGUCUUUCUUCACUUCUUAAGGACAUCCAUCUGUGCGUUCCAGAACAGUCUGCCUGGGACGUUCCUGUUAGUGUGUGUUUGUGUGUUAUGGAUGUUAUGUCCCGUCAGGACAGCUGCAGCUAUGAAAACAGACGGUGCUUGUCUCCUGUACGACCUCAGAGUUUGUGGCUUUACAUGAGAACACUUGUUUCAGCAGUCACCUUUUUAAUGUAAUCUUUUUGCAACUUUGCAUAAUGCUGUGUUAUUUUAAAACUAUGUAUUUCCUAAAACGCAAUCUAUUUGUGUAACUUUUAUUUAUAUGAAUAAAUUAUUUGUUUAUAGCCCUUACAGGCUGUGUCUGCAUCUGCAUCAUCUAAGUCAAUAAAACUGUAUUUAUUA